GAUUACAUCAAUCAGGUAUGAAUUGCUUUGGAUGCUGGGAUAUAAUGAGACUAGAUUGGCACUGUAUGGAUGACAGGAAUGCAAGGGAGAGAAUUAAUGACUAAAAAGGCGAUGUUGUUAACCGAAUGAGUGUUUAUCAGCGUGUGGUGUUUGGCUGGAUUUAUUGGAAUUCUUUUAUUAAUUUAAUUCCAAACUCUGUAUUGAUUUUAUACCUCUGCUGGGAGUUAAUUUUUUACUACAGAUGUGUGGUAUGUUUUUCUCCAGUGUUGCUUUUCAUUAAAGAUGAACUUAGUGAACUGUUGUAUCUGCUUGUUAGACAACUUGCUUAACCGUAAUGGGCUGGCUUUAUGAGUUUUUGGUGAGAUAAACUUAUGGUUCAGUUCAAAUCUCUUACUUGAGUGAUAAGCUUGUUUUUCUUUUUUUUAAUUAAGGGUUCUGCAUUUUAUUUCAUGUAAUAGGAAGGAUUUUAAAGCUUUAAGUCUUACAAUUGAGUUAAAAAGAUGAUGUGACAUAAAAAAAUGACCUUUAAGAAAGACUGAAUGGCAUGUUGAUGUACAUUUCUUAUGAAUGUCUAGUGAAGCCAAGGCUACUGGAAUCUUUUGGAAUAUUGUCUUAGUUCAAUGCAAGUUUGAUCAAUGCUGGACAAUAACAUGGCUGCAAUUAGAGGAUGUAUUAUUUUGUUACUAUGGCAACACAAGCUUUGAGUGAAUGCAAGCUGGCCUGAUGGUCAAACUGCCCACAAACAUCCAAUUAGACUCCAGCUUUUACCUUUAGAACAAGAACAAAGACCUUUCAUUUUUUUACCCUCUUGAUUUUCCCACAAGAAACCUUUGGGAUCCACGUUUUUUUUUUUUUUUUAUGAUUUUUGGUGCCUACUGCCACGGUGUUUUUGUUUUUUCUUUGGCGAAGGAGCAGGGGCCGUGGUAGUAGGUCUCAAAGCUUAAGUGACUCUUCCUCUCAGAGUAUGGCUAGACCCCCAGACCUGGACAAGAAGAAACACAAGGAGCGCGACAGACACAAACCGAAACACAAAAAGUCUGCAAUGGACAUGUCCCCCUCGCUCGUCCUCCCAAACAUCAUGGGCCCAGAAAAGCCCUACAAUAGCGGAAGUUCGGGAGGAGCUGUCAACUCUCUACCAGCAUCCUCACAGAAGAGAUUGGACGACAACGCCGCCCGGUUCACCAACGCCAACUUUCAGGAAGUGUCUUCCUCUCACUCUGGCAGCAAUAGCAAUUCCAAGGAUGGUUUAGCCGCUGAUCCAGGCAAGUCGGCGUCUGAGGUGAAGAACAAGAAGAACAGCGGCGCGGGUCAUGCGGUGGGGUCCAGAGUCGGGCGCAAGUCCCUCACCUCCUCAGGGAAGCCUCUUCCCUCCACUGUGGUCACUAUGGCAACCUCCUCUACUUCUGUGUCUGCUUCCACUGGCCCUUUCCAUCAAGGCCUCUUGUUGACCAGUGCCAGCAAAACCCCGUCUGCACCUUCUACCGACUUCAUAAGUUUCACAGACUCAUCGUUGCGUCCCGGUAGUGGAACUACUUUUUCUUCUCCGCCAUCCUUCAGCAGCUGCCUCGUCAAACCGAGCUCAGAGGGCGGAGCUUCUGAAGGAACAACAACUCUUUUUGGUUCUCUCAUGUCUCCUUCGACAGCUUCUGCAGUGGGCGGGAAGCUGUAUGAGAAUUCCCACAGUCACACAACAGGCGAGACACCAAGCCUUGUUGGGUCCACCGGCUACAAACGGCCCCAACCUUCCAGUGCCGGACUUGGAAUUGGCGGAGCCCCUACCGCAGGGACAGAAGAUGGGGUGAAGAAGAAAAAGAAAGGCAACUGGAGGAACAGAUUUGGACCUUGCUUUACCACAGAUGUGAAGCCCACUGAGCCAGCGCCAUCCUUAACUCUCCCCACCUCGUCCUCAGCCAGCGCCUCCUCCUCCACCGCUUCUAUUGCUGUCUCGGCCUGCUCCACGCUCUCAGGCCGGCCAGGUUUAGUUUCCAGCAGCGGAUUAGGAGUGGGAAUGGGAGGAGGAGCAGAACGGGGGCUGGGGGUCAUGGGCGUCGGUGCCGGGAUUCAGAAAUCCCCGUCACUCCUCAGGAACGGAAGCUUGCAAAGCAACAGCAGCUCCACGUCUACUGUCUCAGGUGUCUUCUCUGGAGAUGGCUCAUCGUCAGGGAGCGGAGUUGUUGCCAUGGGCGGAGCAAGCUCGGAGUUGUCACAGCAACCGCAGCCCACUCCUUCCCUGGCCCCGCCCUCUCCAUUCACAGCUACUGCACCACUUAACAGCACAGCCUCCACACACGUGAGCGGUCUGCCAGGAUCAGUCUUCAACCUGGCACCUCCUCACAUGUUUGGGAACAGACUGAACCCAAACUCCAGCAUGGCAGCUCUCAUCGCUCAGUCUGAGGCAACACCAGCAGAUCAGGAGGUGGGAGACGGCAGCGGCGGAUCUCAGGGCUUUCCCGUAAGAGCUUCUCCCAAGACCACCCCGCGCUCUCCCAUUGGUGGCCUGCAGAUCCGCUAUGACUCUUUGGGGUCGUUGCCAGGGCCGGGGCUUGGGUUGCUAGGGUCUGGGGGAGGCGUCGGAGAGACGCUGCCCCCGGUGGCCACCAGUAUCGAGCAGCUCCUCGAAAGGCAGUGGAACGAAGGGCAGAGCUUCCUGCUGCAGCAAGGGGCUCAAGGAGACGUGGUGGGAAUGUUGAAGUCGCUCCAUCAGCUGCAGGAAGAGAACAGGCGUCUGGAGGAGCAGAUCAAAACGCUCACCAUGAAGAAAGAGAGGCUGCAACUUCUCAGCGCUCAGCUCUCCGUGCCUUUCACCCCUUCGACUGCCUGCUCUGAGGUCAGAGGAACCCAGGCGGGAGUCAGCGACUCGUCUUUACCUGUGGCAGCUCAGGACACUGCUUCAUGCGGAGGCCACAGCAGCAAUGGCUCCACCUCCUCACUUUCCACCCCUCCCUCCGUCUCCCAGAGCCCCCCUCAGCCGGCUCUCAAUGGGGUUGCGACCACAGCCGGGCUGAGUGGCGUGACGGGCCUGAUCGGCGCUCUGGGGGCGGGAAACGUGCUGGGCAUCGGGGGGAUCGUCGGAGCCCUAAACGGUGUGAUCCAGACGCCGGCAGGCACCGCCAGCCCCCACACACACACUACAGGAGCAGCUGCAGGCGUCACUCUGCCCGUCAAUAGCAGCAGCUCAGCCACUAGUAAGAACAGCACGACGCGGCUCGGCCUGUUAUCGGAGCAGCAGAGGCUCCUCCUGCAGCAGCAGCAGCUCCAGCAGCUGCUGGCCUCUCAACCUUCAGGGGAUCAGCAGCAGGUGUUGCUCUACCAACUGAUGCAGCAGCAGCAGGACCUCCAGCAGCUGCAGUCCCUCUCCUCCUCUGCCCAGAUUCCCUCCAUCUCCCUCUCCUCCGCUCAGAUCCCCAUCAACAACCUGCUGCCCGGCACCCCGAGCCAAGGCCAAGGCGCCAUCACUGCCAACCCCUUCCUGGCGCUGCAGCACGCACACACUGACACGCACGGCUCAGGGGCGCAGAAGCCUCGGCUAGCCGAGAAAGCCGUGGGCGUCGCAGGGCAGGAGAAGACAUGACGGCAUAUGUUCUUUUGUUUUGGAGUUGUUGCUUUUUUUUUUAAUUCAAUAAUUAUGCAGAGUUUGAAAUCAGUCUGUUGGUCAACCUUGAGAGAAAUCUGAGCAGAUCGUUUUUUUCAGUGUAAAGGAUGGGAAAAGCCGUCACUGUAGCUGGACCUUCCUUUGUUUUUGCAGCUUUAUUUUGUGUCAACUCACACUAUUUAUUCCUUUGAAACUUUAGAUAUUGUACUUUAUACCUCUAGUGCUGCUUUUUAUUACUUUUUUGUCGGAUUAUCGUAUUUUUAUUUAAUUUUCCUAAUAGUAUAUAAUUGUUUAGAACCUGUGAUUUUUGUUUAAUUUUCCGGUAAAUUAACAAGUUGAAUUACCAGAAAUGGCUUUUAUUUGUUCUUCUGCUCUUCCUUCCACGACGGUCCGGUCUUCUCUGCUGUUUUCUCUCAGGGGCCUCAGCCAACCAGAGCUGCUCACUCAACACUCAAGCAAGCGCAGCCGCAACUACAAAGUUAACCAGAAAAAAGAAAAAAAAAUGACAGCAGUUCAUGCUCAAACACAGAAAAUAGUUCCUGAGAAUAGCAGUGAGCAGUAGCAGAUGAAUGUUUGACAUCUGUCUCGCUGUAGUCCCAGGAGGAACUCUGGGUCAGCGUAGUGAAAAAAGCCCACAUGUUCUCCCCACGUCUGCAAGCCACUCACGUCAGCGAGCCGCGGUCACCACAGAAGCCUUGCGAUCGACUGUUCUUAUCUGGGCCAGAUACAGGGGGCUCAAUCUGGAAUGUGAAAUGUUUUAAAAAAAAUAACACAAUUUUAAUCUUCAGAGGGAUCCAUUAAUCCACACUCUAAGCAAUGCAUUUCAUCUUCCUGACUCAGCCCCCUGCUGCAUCUACCUCUUGAGCAGGACCUAAAAGGCCAGCGGCAGUGGCCAUUUGCAGACCCACCACAGUCAGGACUGGCCAAUCAGGGUCCAAACCCAAGUGCCUGAGGCCCAAGGAGGUUUUUUUUUGUUACCUUUACGUCUGCCUACUUUUUCCACAAAGCCACUGGUGAAAAGCUGCAUUGCUACUGCAAAAUCACAAGAAAAGAAAAAAAAAAAACACUCGCUCCAUCGGGGCUGCUGUCUCUUUAAUAAAUUAGGAAGUUUUAUUCUGCUGCAUUCUGUAAUAUCAAAGUUGUGCUUUUUAUUUAUCUGGAGGGUUUUGUCUGUGUGUGUGUUGGGCAUAAGAUAAUAUAUUUUACAGCCCGAUAGUUUUGUGAUUUCACAUUUUGUACUACUGUGUACAGUUUUGUCUCUUCCCUACAGUCUCAUUUUGCUGUAAACCAAUUCCUUCAAUUUAUGUGUUUGAAAGCUACUUUUGGUGCUGGGGGGGUGUACAUAGCUGUUUGUAGGAGAGGAGGAAGUGUUCAGGGGCCUUCAGUGGCGCCGGUUUUACCUCUUUAAGUGUACAUAAACCUUUCCCAUUGGCCGUUGGUGUAUAUAAGUGAUCGUGAUUGGCCGUGCCGGUGUAAAGGAAAGCAAAUAACACCUCAGUUUGUGUGUGUGAAUCUUUAGGACCAGACAAUUAAGAUUGACAAUGACUGGACAGCAAAAGUAUUAAUUUAUUUUUAUAUGUGCAGGGACAUUGUGGUUUUUUUUUUUUUUUUUUUCUAAAUAUGCACCAUUUUCUUGAUGGUUUUAUACUCUGAGCACCAUGUUUACAUCUGUGCACAUCUGUUUGGAUCAAUUUUGUACAGAUGGAAAAUAAUUUUUUUUGAGGGGGGAAGUGGGUUUAACAAUGUAUUGCAAAACACAAAAAUGAACACUUUGGAUUAAAUAACUAAAGAAGUC
Molecule: messenger RNA, 5387 nt
Organism: Oryzias melastigma (Indian medaka)
Lineage: Eukaryota; Metazoa; Chordata; Actinopteri; Beloniformes; Adrianichthyidae
Gene: mllt10
Product: MLLT10 histone lysine methyltransferase DOT1L cofactor
Exons: 16
Coding region: 965-3571 (868 amino acids)
Biological process (GO): regulation of transcription by RNA polymerase II
Cellular component (GO): nucleus
Molecular function (GO): nucleosome binding; histone binding
Source: RefSeq, a predicted model, not a curated record